AAUACACGAAUAUAUUUUGAUAAAAUGAUACAGACUCAAAUAAAAGUAGAUCGAUUUGAGAAUUAAAUCUCCUAGAUAUUGUAUAUGAAAAUUUGCACAGAACCUAUAGGACUCGACAAAUAGAAGAAGCAGAUUCGUUGCUAACGAAGUAAAGGAUCUUACUUUUUUAGUCUUUGCUUUAGAAAUAACUUAUAACUACAAGUCAGAGAGGGGCCGAGUAAAUCGGAAAGAUGACGGCGCCGAUGAUCCUGACCGGAAGUGGAUCGGCGGCGGAGAGAGACGCUCGGAUGGCGCACACUGCUAUGGCGUUUGUUCAGCUCUUUAAUGGUGGAUACCAUGUGAUUACUAAAGUAGCUCUUAAUGUUGGAGUCAACCAGCUUGUCUUCUGUGUAUGCCGUGAUCUUCUUGCUCUCUCUAUUCUCGCUCCUCUUGCUUACUUCCGCGAAAGGUCUCUUCUUUUUCAACUUGUUUUUGUUUCCUCUGUUUUUAGUUCUGAAUUCUCGAGAUGGGUUUCAAUGGUUUCCUGGUUUUAUGAUCAAUUUGUGGGUUUAUAUAUGAAGUGAGAACUAUACACAGUCCCCUUGUAAUUGCCUGAUCCAUUAGUAUGGAUUUUCGUAUUUUGCUUUUGGGUUUUUCUCUGAUGAAUCUGUAGAAGUUCUCCUGAGGAUUUAAAGUCAAUGUGAUCUGCAUUAUAGAAGAACUAGAUUUCAGAGUUGGAGCAAUGUGCCUAGACUUAAGUUGAGAUCUGUGUUCCGUUUACUUCCACUGUUAGUAGAUUUAGAUACAAUGUCUUUGAUAAUGUUCUCUGAGUUCCAUGUCUCUUCUUCGGGUUUUGGGAUAAAUAGGAUCUGGUUUCUCGAGCUAGGGUUGUCUAGUUCUAUCAGUAAAUGAAAGAAUGGUUUAGGAGGUUGUAAUGCGUCAAGUUUAAGCGAGACCACUCUCAAACUUUGAAUGUUCAAGUUUUCAAAAUCUAAUCAGUGAACAGUGUUCGUCUUUCAUGUAUGUAGAAAGAUCAGAACUCCAAUGAAUAAAAGCCUUCUCUUGUCAUUCUUCUUUCUGGGCUUAGCAGGGGUAUUUGGGAACCAGUUGUUAUUUCUUAUCGGUCUUACAUACACAAAUCCCACUUAUGCUGCUGCCAUUCAACCAUCCAUCCCGGUCUUCACCUUUCUCUUGGCUGUCAUGAUGGGUACAGAAAGAGUGAAUUUGUUGAGAAUCGAAGGUCAAACUAAGGUUGGAGGCACACUUGUGUGUGUUAUGGGUGCUGUCUUCAUGGUUGUAUUUCGAGGUCCGGCCUUGUUAGGAGAUAAAGAUGCAGACUUUGCGAUGAACAAUGAAAUCAGUGCUAAAGGUCAACCUGAGCCUACUGGUUGGUUAGUCUCUGGUUUUCUCGAUCUUGGAUUUGAGCAAUGGCACAUUGGAGUUUUAUGCUUGAUUGGAAACUGCAUGUGUAUGGCUACUUUUCUUGCCAUUCAGGCGCCACUUUUGAAGAAGUAUCCGGCAAAUCUUUCUGUUGCUGCAUUAUCAUACUUCUUUGGCACAGUACUAAUGUGCACAACAGCUUUCUUUAUGGUAAAGGAGCCAUUGGAUUGGAAGCUAACACAAUCUGAGGUUCUUGCAGUUAUAUAUGCAGGAGUUAUCGCAUCAGCACUAAACUAUGGACUCUUGACUUGGUCCAAUAAGAUUAUUGGUCCUGCCUUGGUUGCUCUCUACAAUCCUCUUCAACCCGCUGCAUCAGCUUUCCUAUCGAGAAUCUUUCUCGGUAGCCCCAUUUAUCUCGGAAGCGUUGUGGGUGGAUUCUUCAUCAUUCUAGGACUCUAUAUGGUCACUUGGGCAUCGUUUAGAGAGCGAAAAACAGCGGUUUCCGGGAUUGGGAUUGCGCCCCAUGGUCUAAAAACCUCAGAGCCUCUGAUAUUUAAUGGGACAGUUAACAGACUAGGACAGUUGUUUUCUGGAUUACCCAGUUCCUCUGUGAAAUCUGCAGACUAAAAAGAUACCAAAAAGUUAAGAUUCAGACGAGAUCCCAUUUUACAACAGCUAUAACUUUUUGUUAACUUUCAUCUCUUAUUAAUAUCUUCUUCGAUUACUACUAAUCACAGAUUCACAAGUACUUGCUCCCUUGUUAAUUACUCUUUAAUCUUGAAGCUCAUCU
Molecule: messenger RNA, 2149 nt
Organism: Arabidopsis thaliana (thale cress)
Lineage: Eukaryota; Viridiplantae; Streptophyta; Magnoliopsida; Brassicales; Brassicaceae
Gene: UMAMIT2
Product: nodulin MtN21 /EamA-like transporter family protein
Exons: 6
Coding region: 1024-1986 (320 amino acids)
Biological process (GO): transmembrane transport
Cellular component (GO): membrane
Molecular function (GO): transmembrane transporter activity
Source: RefSeq, marked reviewed